Onychostoma macrolepis is the source of this 1793-nucleotide messenger RNA. RefSeq names its product dynein, axonemal, light chain 1 (gene dnal1). NCBI's taxonomy places the organism in Eukaryota, Metazoa, Chordata, Actinopteri, Cypriniformes, Cyprinidae. Bases 54 to 635 code for a protein of 193 amino acids. Gene Ontology annotation, cellular component: cytoplasm. The record is from RefSeq and is a predicted model, not a curated record. The transcript is spliced from 8 exons. Gene Ontology annotation, molecular function: protein kinase binding.
UAUGCGCACGCGCUUUGCGUCUGGGCAGUUCCAUAGCAACCGUACAGAACAACAUGGCAAAAGCAACAACUAUUAAAGAGGCCCUGGGGAAAUGGGAGGAGAAAACAGGCGAAAAGGCGAGCGAGGCAACAGCAGUAAAGCUUUAUGGUCAAAUUCCUCCCAUUGAAAAAAUGGACGCAUCUCUUUCUAAUCUUGUCAACUGCGAGAAAUUAUCCUUGUCUACGAACUGUAUUGAAAAAAUUGCCAACUUGAAUGGUCUAAAGAACCUUAAGAUAUUGUCCUUGGGGCGGAAUAACAUCAAAAACCUUAAUGGACUUGAAGCAGUAGGUGAUACUCUGGAGGAGCUGUGGAUCUCUUAUAACCUCAUAGAAAAACUGAAGGGAAUUCACGUCAUGAAGAAACUCAAAGUCUUGUACAUGUCUAACAACUUGGUCAAGGAGUGGGGGGAGUUUCAGAAGCUGGCAGAUCUUCCAGCAUUGGUUGACCUCGUCUUUGUGGGGAACCCAUUAGAAGAAAAGUAUUCUGCAGAUGGCAACUGGUUAGAGGAAGCUACUAAGAGGCUUCCCAAGCUUAAAAAGCUAGAUGGAAACCCCGUUAUCAAACGAGAAGAGGAGGAAGGUGAAGGGGAGAGCUAAUGCAAUUUCUUUAAAUAUUCUGAAGUUGGUGCAUUUUUAUUGUUCAAACACCAGCAUUUUAACUAUUAGAAGUCUGUGCAAUAUUUGCAUUUUUUAAUUAGGUUUAUUUAUAUGGAAUGAAGCUAAAAAGCUAAAUCCAUUUUCUUGAGCUUUAACACUAUUUGAAUAGAUUUGAAAAGCACACGUCUGAUGUAUUUUAUUAGCCUUAGCACAAGUGGAGAUAUACAAUCAUAAUGUAAGAGUCGUGCAGAAGGACAGAUUGGAUGAUACUCAUUACUUACACUGUAAAAAAGAUUGAAGAAUGCCAUUGAUACCUUAAAGAACUAUUUUUACUUAAUUUAACCUGUGCUUAAAAUAACUAUGAAGAAUUAAUAUUAAUAUGUACACCACUAUAAUAUUUAAUAAUUUAGCAUAACUUUCAGGUAAAUUCAGUAAAAAUAAUAUCUUCGACUUCAGUAACCACUAAAUUUCCAUGUUACCACAUGAAGGACAUAUUAAAAGUUAAGAAAGUUACUAACAAAACUUUUCAGGGAGAUCAAUAACAUGUUAGAUUAUAACCGUAAAUACAAACCUGUGACAUUGAAGCAACUACAAAACUGGAGUGAUUGAUCAAGUGUGUGACAUAAGCUUAUAACUUUUUCAACUGGUGGUGCUAUGCUUUAGUAUGUCUCUAUUUAGGAGGCUACUUUAAAAAUUCUCUCUAUCUGAAGUUGAUUAAUAACUGCAAGAUUUACAUUUUUAAUUAAAUUUUAAUUAAAUGUCUUUUGUAAAUGGCAUACUUUUUGUAAUAAAUUUGUUUGGACUUAAGCAAAAAUCCUAAUCUAUUUGCAGUUAUUGUUACAGUUUCAUCACAACUAAGUGUAUUUUUAACACAUUACAUUGUAUGUGUGGUACUUAAAACAAGUUGCGCAAUGAGAGCAAUUUAACACUUUGUAGCAUGUCCCCAUAAAGUAACUCAAGUGUACUGUGGCCAAAUAAAGGCACCAUAAUACUGUAAUUCAAAAGUUGUCUGAUUUAGUUUCCUGUUAACAGUUUUUAAAGUGUGAUAUAAAUUUUAUAUUUACGAUUUUAAGCAUGUUUUAUUGUUUUAGAUCCCUCUACAUGUUUUUGUUUACUGUGUUUCAGAAGAAAAAAUAAACUAUUUUGUCCUCUGCUCAA